AUCACCGUGUCUUAGUUAGCUGCAGAUCUCUGGAUUUGCACUCAGUAAAGAAGACGUCCAAAGAAAACAAGGCGUAUUCUAUACAACUAGAUCAUGCCUUAGCAUUCAUCCUCUGCCAGCAGCAGCAAGAGGGGAAAAAAUAAUUUCAAUUUUACCACAGAGUGUCGGAGGAGGAGGAGGAAAAGGAGGCGUGGCCUGCCCAGUGAGAUAGUGAUGCUCUCAGCAGGUGCCAACAAGUGAAAGGUAGCUCAGAGCGGAGAUGGAGAAGAGGCAGUAAGCGCAGAAGACGUCCACAAGGAGAUAUCCGUGCACUACAACCAACCAGCAGCUGCUAUUUCCAGUUGUCCAGCUCAUCACCUGUGCUGCCAUGAUGCUUUGUCCCUUGUUGCUGGGGGCCACUCUGCUCGUCAUGGCCCCCCUUGACACCUCUGAGGCUCGCGUGCUGCACCCUCCUCCUGAUAGCAGCGCACAGUUAAUGGAGCAGCUGCUGGACCAUUACGACUUGGAGAACCUCUUAAACAGCCCGGCAGAGGAGCAGUUCACCUUGUCCUCCGACUCCAAAGCUUCAGAGUUCCCCGCCAAGUGGGUCGACGUCCAGGCGGAGACACCCUGGCUCCGCCUCCUCAGAGAGGCCAUGGCCAAUCAGAAGCGAGCGGAGACAGAGCAGCGCUCGCGGAGGGGAUGGAACCGAGGUUGCUUUGGUCUCAAACUGGACCGAAUCGGGUCCAUGAGCGGAUUGGGCUGCUAGUAGAAAUGUGCACCGGAACAGACUGCAGUCACCGUUUUAGAUGCUGGAAGGUAAAGGGAAUUUGACAUGUUAGUUACCAUGCCAGUAGAAGUUAAUCGCUGUUUGAAUAGUGCAGCUUUAUAUGCUUUCAUGUGUAAGUAUUAGAAUGUCAUCAAGCAGCAUAUGCUCAUUGUAAAACUCCUGUUAAUAGUAAAUCAUGUAUAGCUUUUGUUUGCAAAUCAUAGUCAAAUGUUGUCAAAGUUGUAUAGUAAAAACUACUAGACAUGUGCACACUUCCCACUUUUUGUUCACCUAUUGAUUUGCAUGAAUAAACAGAU
This is a messenger RNA of Nerophis lumbriciformis (worm pipefish), 1065 nucleotides long. It is a transcript of the gene nppcl, whose product is annotated as natriuretic peptide C-like. NCBI's taxonomy places the organism in Eukaryota, Metazoa, Chordata, Actinopteri, Syngnathiformes, Syngnathidae. Gene Ontology annotation, biological process: receptor guanylyl cyclase signaling pathway; cGMP biosynthetic process. Gene Ontology annotation, cellular component: extracellular region. Gene Ontology annotation, molecular function: hormone activity. The record is from RefSeq and is a predicted model, not a curated record.